Molecule: messenger RNA, 1720 nt
Organism: Phyllopteryx taeniolatus (common seadragon)
Lineage: Eukaryota; Metazoa; Chordata; Actinopteri; Syngnathiformes; Syngnathidae
Product: zinc finger protein 135-like
Exons: 3
Coding region: 16-1365 (449 amino acids)
Biological process (GO): regulation of transcription by RNA polymerase II
Cellular component (GO): nucleus
Molecular function (GO): DNA-binding transcription factor activity, RNA polymerase II-specific; RNA polymerase II cis-regulatory region sequence-specific DNA binding
Source: RefSeq, a predicted model, not a curated record
AUCUGGCUCCUCUCGAUGUGGAGAAGCAGCGACUCUACUCUUGAGAUCCUCCCGGAUGACCGAGCUUCUAAGGGAGAGCCCGGACACCCUGCGGCUGAAACGCAUUGUAUCCGGGAUCUACAGCUCGUGACUGUAGUUCUGAGGACCGGCUUCAAAUCUGACCUCGCCUGUGUGGACUUUGCAUCUUCUCCCCAUGCGGUUUUCUCCUGGUACUCCGGUUUCCUCCCACAUCCCAAAAACAUCCAUGACGUCAGUGAAAAAUAUCUCCGUCCUUGGCAGCAGGAGCCAGAUUCCCUCCACGUAAAAAAGGAGGAGGAAGAAGAGCACCCUCUCAUUAAAGAGGAAGUGGAGGAGCCCCAUUACAUUAAAAAGGAGCCAGAAACCACCCUGAUUAAAGAGGAAGAGGAGGAUGAUCUCACCGUGUUACCAUUGUACUUUGUCCCUUUAAAGAGUGAAGAUGAAGACAAGGGUCAGAGUGACGAGAAGAGAGAGGCGGAGCCUCCAAGCAGCAGCUCAGGUCAACCCACAACAACAGAAGGUGAUGGAGAGCACUGUGGAGGAUCCCACGCCGAUAGUGACAACAUAACGUCACAAUCUCCUGACAUUGAUGAUGACCAUGAUGAGGAUUAUGAUGAUGAGGAUUAUGAUGAUGAUGGUGAUGGCGAUGAACACUCUGAAGAUGAUAUGGCACGUGACAACAAAGGCUGGAAAUGUUCUCAGUGUGGGAAAACAGGUAGAUCAAAAGGGCAUUUGAAUGUUCAUAUGAGACGACACACUGGAGAGAAGCAUUAUGUCUGCUCAGUUUGUGGCAAAAGCUUCUAUGACAAGUCAAGUUUAACCACACACACGAGAAUACACACUGGAGAGAAACCCUUUGUCUGUUCAGUUUGUGGGAAAAGCUAUUCCGCAAAGGCAAGUUUAACAAUGCACACAAGAACACACACUGGAGAGAAACCAUUCAUCUGCUCAGUUUGUGGCAAAAGCUUCUAUGACAAGUCAUCUUUAACAUCGCACACAAGAACACACACUGGAGAGAAACCUUUUGCCUGCUCACUUUGCGGUCUAAGAUUCUCUCAUAAGGCACCUUUUAGAAGACACAAAAAAACACACACUGGAGAAAAACCAUUUCCUUGCUCAGUUUGUGGUAAAAGAUUCACUCAGAAGGGAAACUUAAAAAUACACACAAGAACACACACAGGUGAAAAACCUUUUACCUGCUCAGUUUGUGGUGAAAGUUUCUCUGUAAAGUCGAGUUUAAUAUCUCACACAAGAACACACACUAAAGAGAAACCUUUUGUCUGCUCAGUUUGUGGUCUAAGAUUCUCUCAAAAGGGUCAAUUAGGGAAACACAAAAAAACACACUGAGGAAAAAACAUUGUCGCCGUGUGUGUACUAAAAUAUUUUAAGGUAAUGGUUUUUAAGAGACACGUGCUGCUGAGAAUAGCAAUUGUUGAAUCUUUUUAAAAACACUGAAGAAAAUUACUCUGUUUUAAUCUGUAAACGUGUUUGUGAUUUUGAAUAAAAUACAAAAGUUAAUUUUUUUUACAAUGAUGUAAAGACUUUAAGCCAAUAAUUGGUUCUGUGACAGAACCAUUGUCAAGUACGCUGUCCUUGUUUAAUUGUUUAUUUCGAACAUGUAAAUAAAAAAGAUGUCAAUUUGAAAAGGAAGAAGAAGCUGUGCUUAUUAAAUGACCUGAAAUAAAAUUACUUGUUGCACUUG